Molecule: messenger RNA, 1448 nt
Organism: Seminavis robusta
Lineage: Eukaryota; Bacillariophyta; Bacillariophyceae; Naviculales; Naviculaceae
Source: the annotation of a GenBank genome assembly
CCAACGGUUGUUUUUGCACGGAUGAUUAAGGAUCAGGUUCUCAACGUCCCUCAAAGAAGAAUCCAAAUCUGAGCGAGAAAUUCUCAGAUACUGUCACCGGGUACGUCGCUGUAGCUGUCAGUUCCGCUAUCACAGAACAAAAGAGGAACCAUCAAUUCGGUGAAUAGCAUCACUGUUCUGCUUGCCUGUUGAGCAGCACAAAGAGCAAAAGAUCAACAUCAUGAUGAGAAUCAAGACAACUAUCCUCCUUAUCUCGCUGCUGUUGGUAGUGCUGCAUCCAACAUGCCUUGCUUUUUCGACCUCGGAGGCUCAUUUUACGUCUGUGACGUCAGGAAAGCGGGUUGAUGGAAACUCAUUCUUCCGCAUAUCCUUGCUAUCAGGCAACCGAAACAACAACAAGAAGGACGGUACCAGCACUCAAGAGAACACCCCUGCUUUCACCAGUGAAGAUGAAAAGUUUCUCUCGCAAAUGAUGCUCAUUGGGUUCAAUGUGUUUUCCAUGAUCCUCAUUUUUAUCCGUUGUUACUAUCACUGGGUUAUGUGGAGACGAGCUCAUCGCAAAGAGGUCGAUGUACUCAAGGACAUUCGCCGAAAAGCAGAGAAGAAGCUGCAGGAUAUUGAAGAACAGCAGAAAUGGAAGUUUUGGUCACAACAGCAACAACAUCAGGAGCAUCCAACGCCUCACAUCACCAAAGAUUACACGGGUCAAUCUUGCCCCAUCUGUUGGAGUAGUUUUCAAACCAUGGACGAAAGCAACAAUAACAACAAUCUAGAUGACGCAGGACUACCAUCAGAAGACACCUUGCUCUUAUCUCCCAACAAGCAACGGAUGGUUGGAUCGGAUGGCAAGCCCAUCAAAAAACUGCCGUGUGGACACACCUUUGACUAUACAUGUGCUGUAGAAUGGUUAGUGACACUGCACAAGAAAAACAUGGAUUCUCCAUUGACAUGUCCAGUGUGCAGAGAGGCAUUUUGAAGCGUCUUCUUGCUGUCACAAGACAACAACAAGACAACAACAAGGCAAUACAUGGCCUUGUGGUUGACACGUCAACCAUGAUGAAACUGGAUGAAAGGCAUCCACGACAGAAACAAAAGAUAUUCCUCCUAUCAGGGAGGUUUCAAAGAAGGGGCGGAGGAGCACGGUUCUGUGGAUCGCUGGGUGUUCUGUCUGAUAGCAGGAAUCUCCUCUGCUUUUUGAUGAAGACGACUAACAGUCAAGUGCCAAGCAAUGGCUAUGACAGCGCAGCGGUAGCUGCACCGGUACAGGUUAUGAAUGUGGCUGAUGGAUGAACAAAGCCAUAUACAUUGGUGGGGCAAUGGCAAGAUUUUGCGUUUAUUCGUGAGCCUGUGAGGCACUGGUGAACUAGGUAGAGUAGAGGGUACAUGUGAUAGAGGUUGACGGUCGUUCUAAUACUUGUGUGGUCGACAUCAAAUUGCCUCAGUUGGGC